Tachyglossus aculeatus (Australian echidna) is the source of this 2951-nucleotide messenger RNA. RefSeq names its product COBW domain-containing protein 2-like. The record is from RefSeq and is a predicted model, not a curated record. Lineage: Eukaryota; Metazoa; Chordata; Mammalia; Monotremata; Tachyglossidae. Gene Ontology annotation, cellular component: cytoplasm.
ACCCGCUUGGGUCCCCGGCGCCGGCUUCCUUGCUGCCCCUUCUGUGCGAUGCGCCAGUUCAAUGGCUCCCCCGAGGUGGAGGGAGAGAAGGCGAAGGAGCAGCAGCAGCAGCAGGAAGAAGAGGAAGAUUGUCCCGAGCUGGUUCCAAUAGAGACGCAGGAGGAGACGUCUCGGUCCCCGAGCUCUGGCGCUAAGAUCCCAGUCACAAUUAUCACGGGCUAUUUAGGUGCUGGGAAGACGACUCUUCUUAAUCAUAUUUUGACAGAGCAACAUGAUAAGAAAAUAGCAGUUAUCUUGAAUGAGUUUGGAGAAGGGAGUGCAUUGGAGAAAUCCUUAGCUGUUAGUCAAGAUGGAGAACUCUAUGAAGAAUGGUUGGAACUCAGGAAUGGCUGCCUCUGCUGCUCAGUAAAAGACAAUGGCCUGAAAGCUAUUGAAAAUUUGAUGCAGAAGAAGGGAAAGUUUGACUACAUACUGUUAGAAACUACUGGAUUAGCAGAUCCUGGUGCCGUGGCGUCCAUGUUUUGGGUUAAUGCUGAAUUAGGGAGUGACAUCUAUCUUGACGGUAUCAUAUCUCUGGUGGAUUCAAAAUAUGGACUUAAGUAUUUAACAGAAGAAAAAGCUGAUGGACACAUCAAUGAAGCAGCCAGGCAGGUUGCUUUGGCUGACCUAGUAAUCAUCAACAAAACAGACUUGGUUUCAGAAGAAGAAUUGAAUACAUUAAAAGCAGCUGUCAGGUCAAUAAAUGGACUAGUAAAAAUUUUAGAAACCCAAAAAUCAAGAGUUAAUCUUUCUAGUGUACUAGAUUUACAUGCUUUUGACAGUCUCUCUGGGACAAGUUUUCAGAAUAAACUUCAACUUGUGCAAACAAGUCAUCCACAUCUAGAUAUGAGUAUUGUUACAGUCACAUUUGAAGUACCAGGAAAUUCAUCUGAAGAAAAUCUAAAUGUUUUUAUUCAGAAUCUUCUCUGGGAAAAGAAUGUGAAAAAUAAGGAUGGUUGCUCCAUGGAAAUCAUACGACUCAAGGGGCUGGUGUCUUUCAAAGACAAAUCACAUCAAGUGAUUAUCCAAGGUGUCCGUGAAUUGUAUGAUCUGGAAGAUACCCCCGUGAAAUGGAAGGAGGAUGCUGAGAGAACUAAUAGAUUGGUACUGAUCGGCAGGAACUUAGAUAAGGAUAUCCUUCAACAACUAUUUAUAGCUACUGUGGCAGAAACAGGAAAGCUGUUGACACUGUAUUACAAAGAAGAUCAAGUCUGCAUUUAACACCAAAGCAUUUCUAAUCAAAAAAGGUGGAUGAUACACAGCGCAAUAAGUUUCCUGUUGUACAGUUAAUACAUCUAUCUCUUCUUCCUCCAAGAUUGGUGUAAUUUCUGUUCUGAAUUCCAAACUGGUGUUUAAAGUAUUUUCUUUUAUGUAAUACAUGAAAUAAAAUACUAGAAAUUGGCACUGUAAAAAUGUUGGCAUUGGUACAAUGCAGUAAUAACAUCUUGUAACAUGCACCAAAAAUUUCUAAGUCGAUGCAGUGUUCACUUGUUGGAAGUUGCUUCUCAGUGGCAACUGAGAAUGGAUAUAGAGCAUAGUUAUGACUUUCUCACCCUGAGAAGUUGUUUAUAAUAAAAAUACAUUUUAUUCUGGGAAUUCAAAUUAUUUCAAUUCUUAUAACACUAUUAAUAAAAGUGCUUGUAUUUAUGGUUAACGCUAAAUUUAGCGACCUUUAUUCAAUUCCCACAAUAAUGUGAGAGCAUUUAGUCAUUGGUGUGAGGUAGGCAAGGGACAGAUAGUGUCAUUUUUAUGAAUAAAAAAUUGAGGUAUAGGGAGAUUAAAUGAAAUGCUCCAUUAAUAAAGUCAGCAAUGGAGCAGAGACUAGAGCCCAGAACUGAUUCAUGGACCGAUACCAGUCAUGCUGCUGCCUCUCUAAUCUAGAUAGUAGUUCUUGAGGCAUGCUGGCAGACAGUGUGAUAAAGUAGGUUCAGCUUUGGUCUUAAAUCUUAGUAAUUAUGAAUUUAUUAGUUGAUAGGCAUUGAUAAAUAUUUAUAAAUGUGAUGUCUAUAGUCAGCAGAGUGAGGUGGAGAAAAGGGAUAUAAUAUUCUAUUGGAGAUUACUGAAUUUUCUUCUACUUUAAACUGCAUCUUCUAACUCUGCUUUUGGCAUUUUUCAAAGGAAUGCCUGCCUUGAGUCUAUCAAUUUGAUUUUGUUCAAAUUGAAAAAGGCAACUUGAGGGGUAAAGGGAAGGAGGAAAAAAUGUAUUUUCAUCCAAGUAGGCAUUUGACUAGCAAAACAAAAUGAAUGAGAAAGAGAAGGUUGGGGUUUUUUUUUAACUAAAACCUGUUCAAAACCAUUUGCCCUUGGGCUAUGACAUGAUAGUAUCAAUUCCUGAUUAUUCGAGGGCUGCUUGUCCAGAUUGGGCAUAAUCUAUGUCCUUUGCUUCAUCCACUUCUUUUGGCUACUUGCCUUCUAGACUCUUCUCUGCUUGUUUGCAUAUGCACUGAGGAGAAUGGGCAGUGAAAAAUGGCAAAAUGCAAUUCUAAGUUCAUUUAUGGGAGGAGUUGGAAACUAAUGGUUAACAUGAGAUUUUUGAAUACCUGUGGAUUAUGAUUAUUCUAUCCCCAAACUCCAUUAGCAUGGGAAGAUAUGUUGUUUACAUUUCACUUAAAAAUUCAAAUCUACCUCAUUUUGGAAGACAUCAAUGCCAAAAUUUUUAAUAAAUUCAUUAUCUCCCAGAUAACAGAUUACUUUUUGCCUAUCACUUUAUUAGUUUGCCUCUAAUUGGAGCACCACAACACAGAUACUUGAAAUUAUCAAGGAAAGUGUUUCCAGAUGGAAAUUGUCCUGCUCAUUUAUUGAUGAAGACUGAAAAGUUGGUAGGCCAAACCUCCUGUUCCCCUUAGUUAAUGAUUGUUAAAUUUAAAUGUGAUUUUGGUAUUUAAAAAAAAUAUGGUUUCUGCAGUAGAAUA